Messenger RNA from Malania oleifera, 861 nucleotides. RefSeq lists its product as uncharacterized. The transcript is spliced from 2 exons. Lineage: Eukaryota; Viridiplantae; Streptophyta; Magnoliopsida; Santalales; Ximeniaceae. The record is from RefSeq and is a predicted model, not a curated record. The coding region runs from base 1 to 861 and encodes 286 amino acids.
AUGGUGGGUUGGGUGAUGCAAUGUUUAAGCACUACUUCCUUUUUCUUCUCUGUAAAUGGAGGUCUGUUUGGUUUCUUUAAUGGCAAGAAGGGGCUCAGGCAAGGUGACCCCUUUUCCCCUAUUUUGUUUGUGAUUUGUAUGGAGUAUCUAUCUCGAUUACUGAAAUCCCUGAAGGGCUGCCCUGAGUUCAGAUUUCACCCUAAGUGUGGAGUCCUCAAGAUUAUCCACUUGGCCUUUGCAGAUGACUUAAUUCUUUUUGCAAGGGGUAAUGUCUCUUCAGUUAAGAAGGUGAUGGUGUGCCUGGAGAUGUUCUUUGAAUGCUUAGGUUUGAGAGCAAGUAUCAUGAAAUUCAACCUUUACUGUGCAUGUGUUUUUGGCAGUGCUUUGGAAGAUAUUGAAAGUCUAACUGGGUUUUCUACUGGGGAGUUCUCUUUUAGAUAUCUGGGUAAUCCAUUGGCUUCCACAGGAUUGAACACAAUGCAUUUUUCUCCUCUGCUAAAUAGAAUUGUGUUGGCUCAUGUGGUUAAGUUGUGUAGGGCUUUCCUGUGGGGAGGUAGGAGAAGGCCUCUUGUUGCUUGGAAAGAUGUGUGCUUGCCAAAGAAGGAGGGUGGGCUAGGGGUCUUGGACCUCAAAAGCUGGAACACUGCUCUCCUUUCAAAAACCAUGUGGAAUCUUCAAAGCAAAAAGGAUUCCCUAUGGUCAAGAUGGGUGAGCCCUAUGUACUUGAGAGGAGGUAAUCUGUGGGAGGCUUCAGCAAAGCAUGAAGACUCUCCUUUGUUUAAGAAAUUAGUUCAAAUUAAAGAUAUGCUGAUAAUGCAUUGCAGUGGUAGAAGCUUGGCAGAAGCUCAACUAAUACAAUAG